Messenger RNA from Helianthus annuus (common sunflower), 477 nucleotides. RefSeq lists its product as uncharacterized. Bases 1 to 477 code for a protein of 158 amino acids. The record is from RefSeq and is a predicted model, not a curated record. Gene Ontology annotation, biological process: DNA integration. Gene Ontology annotation, molecular function: nucleic acid binding. NCBI's taxonomy places the organism in Eukaryota, Viridiplantae, Streptophyta, Magnoliopsida, Asterales, Asteraceae. The transcript has a single exon.
AUGGAGAAAUUGCUUGCACGCUACGGAGUCACUCAUCGUUUGUCUACCGCAUAUCAUCCACAAACAAGUGGACAAGUGGAAAAUGCGAAUCGCGGUAUUAAACGAAUCUUAGAGAAAACAGUCGGUAAAAAUAGGAAGGAUUGGUCCGACAAGCUAGACGAUGCAUUAUGGGCGUUUAGAACCACCUACAAGACACCUUUAGGAACUACACCUUUCAUGAUUGUCUACGAAAAAGAUUGUCACCUUCCCGUAGAGUUAGAGCAUAGGGCGUUUUGGGCAUUGAAAACCGUUAAUCUUGAUAUGACCGAAGCCGCUAGGAAGCGGUUCUUUCAAAACCAUGAGCUAGAGGAGCUUAGGGAUGCGACCUAUGCUCGAUCGUUGGGAAUCAAGGAGAAAACGAAGGUGCUACAUGAUAGAAAGUUGAGAAAAGUGAAGGAGUUUAGCAAAGGCGACAAAGUGCUUCUUUACAACUCAUGA